Molecule: messenger RNA, 4177 nt
Organism: Colletotrichum acutatum
Lineage: Eukaryota; Fungi; Ascomycota; Sordariomycetes; Glomerellales; Glomerellaceae
Exons: 2
Coding region: 140-4063 (1307 amino acids)
Molecular function (GO): protein binding
Source: RefSeq, a predicted model, not a curated record
UAAAGUACCGCCUGCCCUCCAGUCGCUUGCAUUUGGCCAUCGCCUCUUCCAACUCUUCCCCAACUCUUCCCGAAUCCGCGCUGCCAAUAUUUCACCCUUCAGUCUUCGCUCGUAGAUCCCAAACACAGAACUCUUCGCCAUGGAUGUUCUUGGGGCAAUUAGCUCAGUCAUUACCAUCAUCGACACUGCUUCCAAUUCCUUCGAAGCUCUGAGGAAGAUACAAGAUCGUCCGGCGGCCUUCGAUACCGUUGGUCAUCAGCUCAGUGUCGUUAGCAACUUACUCCACGACAUCCUUGACAAAGCGGAAAGCAACAACUCCGCCAUCGAGACCGAUACAAACGACGAAUAUCUCAAGGGUGUGAGGGAAUGCCAAGCCAAAGCUAUAGCUUUGAAAGAAGUCUUCCACCAUCUUGAGGAGGAAUACAACAAAGCCGAAGAUUCCGAGCGGGUAUGGACGGACCAUUUCAAGAACAUCUACAAAGCCUUCAUGAGAGGCCAGAAGACCAAUCGGGUGGAGAAUUUGAUGGCGGAUCUGUGGAAAUGCAUAGAACGUAUGGCGGUGAUAAAAAUCAUCGGCAUGGGCAAGCCAGUGCAGCGCAAUGUCGACAGUGCUAUGAAAGCACUAGAGAAGAACCAGCCGUCUCUGGAUGAUUCUGAGUUCGAUGUGGGGGGGUUUCAAGCAAAUCAGCAAAUCAGUCCAGGGGCAACGGGCACGCAGAAUAAUAUCAAAGGAAACGACAACAUUGUCAAUUCUGGUAAUCCUUCGGGAGAGUUUGCGGGAAGUCGAAUUGGCACUGUUCACUACGGAGGAAAAUACGACUACUUGGAUAAGAUUGUCGAAAUUCGCAGGCGAGACUUUCUCUACAAACUUGCGGGAACGGAUUACGAUGCACAGCUGAGAAACACCAAGGCUCGUUUAUCCAACACUUGCGAAUGGUUCCGCCAGAACUCCGGAUAUCAGGAGUGGCUAGGCAGUGCUGAAGGCCUUCUCCUGCUCUGCGCCGAUGCAGGCUGUGGGAAGUCAGUCAUAGCAAAGUACCUCGUCGAGGGAUUACUUCCCAAAGCAGAUUCAACAUCCAUUAUCUGCUACUUUUUCUUCCAAGAGAGCGAUCCUCAGACUAGGAGCUAUCUGAGUGCCGGCAAAGCCCUUCUGCACAGGUUUCUUCAAGCGAAUCCUGCAUGCAUCGACGAAUGCAUGAAAGCCUUGCCCAGCAAUCCAGAUGAUAUCCCGGAGUCCAGAUACCGGGAUGUUUGGACCGUGUUCAAGACACUUGCCAGGAACUACAGCUCUGGGCAGAUCAUUUGUGUACUCGACGCACUCGAUGAAAGCGACCCGGUCCAUCGAAAGGGCUUCAUGGGCUGCUUAAAAGACUUCAUUUUCAAAAACGACGCCCCAUCCGACACAAGAUUCGUCAUCACCACCCGAAAAGAUCCACAAAUUGAGAGUUUUUUCAAAAACUUCUCCUCAAAUAUGUACCAUGUGGACGGCGAUAACGACAAAUCAAGAAACCUCAUCCAAGGAGAAAUUGCUAUGGUCAUGAAGGACCGCCUGGCCAAACUAAAUACCACAAUGAAUGGCGUCAGCAACGCCACGUUGAAUACCAUACGCAAGGGCUUGAUAGAGAAAGGAUCAAGGCAGAGGACAUAUUUGUGGAUGCAUCUUAUGUUUGAAUACAUCGGACAAACCAGAUUCUGCAGUUCGCAAGAAUGGAAAGACCUCUUUCAAAACCCCCCCGAUACCGUCAAUCUAGCAUACGAGAAGCUAUUACAAAGAGUUACGCCGUCUGGAAAGGAAAAGGUCCGCACUCUUCUGGCUCUUAUACUGGCUGCCGAGCGACCCCUGACGAUUGGGGAGUUAAGCACUGCGGUCAACUGCCGAAUCAACAGACUUGAAAAACGAAAGGUUAAACUCGAGGAAAUCACGGAGGCUAAAGAGUUUGAAACCUGGAUGGCUUGGCAAUGUGGCUCUUUUGUGACCAUACACAGAGGAAGAGCAUUCUUGGUUCAUCAGACAGCCAAGGAAUUCCUCUUGGAUGCUCCAAAGACCAGUCAAGAAUGCUGGCAAGGCUCAAUGACGGAGCACGUCAUACAUCAGUACAUGGCCGAGUCUUGCAUUUCGUUUCUCUCUAUCCCCGUAUUUCGGAUGCAAGAUUACAACGAGAAGUUGCGAACACAGAUCUUGGACGCGAAGCAGAAGCGACUUAGGUGUCUCCAAGAUUCUUUGGCCCGACCCACUCGUACCUCGACAGACGAAGUUGAGGACAGUUCCACCGGGGAGGAAUCCCCAGGUGAAGAUCUUCCUGAAGAUCUCCCCUCUGUGUACUCUUCCGAUGCAUAUCUUUCCUCUUUGUAUUAUUCUUCUGAAGAUCGCGACUCUGAAGAUCGUGACUCUGAAGAUCUCGAUUAUGGAAAUCUCGACUCUGAAGACCUCGACUCUGAAGAUAUCGACUCCAAACAUCUCUCCGUGGAUUCAAUCGACAACAAACCUUCACUCUAUAAUCUCAUUAAGAGUGAUCGUCUCCAAAACCUCCCUUUGGAACCUUUCAUGCUCUAUUCAGCGGUACAUUGGAUGCGUCACUUUCAAAGGUGUCAGCGAAGGAUCGACUCUGAUCCGCAGAAGAUAGUAGACAUUGGCGACAAGUUCUCAAAAUGUUAUCUGAAUUUGUUCACAGAUAAUCAUGCAAGGAGCUACAAAGUCUGCGAUGAAUGGAAACAACGGGUAUGGUAUCUCGUAUUAAUGGCUUCCAGGCAUGCUGAGGUAUUCAACCAUUUAAGGAAGAGGAGAUUUUCAUGGGAGGGAGAGCAUGGGUUUGGCGUCUUGUCACCAAACUCUUUCACUAUCUCAAGCUUCGCAUGUCUGUUUGACCAUAGACGUCUCCUACAGUUCGCACACCUCGUGCUGAAGGAAGAUGCCAGGUCUAUGGUUAGUGAGCGUUUGAAAUGCCAUGCUUGCAAACUCAACAUCAAGCGCAGUCUCUCGCCUCCUCAGCUUGCGGUCUACGGCAGCUCAACUUGGUGUCUUGAUUAUCUUCGAACUCAGGGACUCGACAUGAAUUCUCAAGACGAGCAUGGGCAAACUUUGCUCCACAAAGCAAUGUUGAUGAAAGAUGAUCGGAUUGUCACGUAUCUCUGGGAGUUAGACGCUUCACGAGACACUCGAGACCGUAAUGACAUGACACCACUCACACUCGGUGCCAUGGUGGACAGCCCUUGGAUGAGAAAAUAUCUAAAACGUGCCAGUGAGGCCGAUAUGUGUUCUCUGCUGUACGCCGCAGCCGCAACGAAGAUACCGGACUCGACCAUGCAGAACGUAAGGAUGCCAUCGGGUGCCUCUCAAAGCUCUUCAUUUAAGUCUUGGGGGAUAUUUCACAAAAUUGGCCUACUUAAGAAAUAUCACGGCUCUGCCGGGAGGGUUUCCAUAAUACCCAAGUUACUCAAAGCCGGAGCAAAACUUGAUUAUCGACACGAGGAUGGCCUCACAGCACUCCAUGUCAGUGUUCAAGAUGAGAGAAGAAUUCACAACGCGGUCUGUAUCUGCGCGAAGAUGCCUUCAAGCGUUUUUGUUGUUGACAAUGAGGGCAACACGCCGCUUCAUACGGCCACAUUGGCAAAUAACGUCUACGCGAUGCUUCUUUUGUUUGGACACAAUGCUGAUGUGAACAGUAAGGGGCAAAGCGGGGAGACUUCAUUACAUAUAGCAUGUAAAAUGGGACAUCAAGAGGCAGCUGCAGCUCUGGUUUUUGUCGGAGCAGAUGUUACCAUCAAAAACGACGACGGUCUGACGGCCACGGACCUCGACCGGCCACCGCCGCUGGAUAUUGGACUUCCGAGGAUGAUACGCAUUCGUAACAAGCUGAUAAGAACUGUUAGCAGUCUCAAGUAUCUUCGAGGAUUCAGGUACGCCAGCAGGGCGCUAUAUGGUGGAAGAUAUGGACUGGAUGCUAGAAUGAGCCCAAGGGAUGGAAGACGAAGUCCACAAGGCAAAAGAGCUUUACAGAUAGAACCGACCAUUAGAGCUGGAAGGCUCAGGAGAGUUGGAAGAUUGAGGGGAGUUCUUCGCUAAGAGUCAUGAGUACAGUAUUCCUACUGGAUAUAUUUUCGCCGUUACCAGAAGUAGUACCAUCCUCGUCGCCUUGCAUGCUUGGCCGAUUCAGCAUCACAUCAACCUCAAGAUGUC